Molecule: messenger RNA, 6359 nt
Organism: Apis florea (little honeybee)
Lineage: Eukaryota; Metazoa; Arthropoda; Insecta; Hymenoptera; Apidae
Gene: shtd
Product: anaphase promoting complex subunit 1
Biological process (GO): anaphase-promoting complex-dependent catabolic process; protein K11-linked ubiquitination; metaphase/anaphase transition of mitotic cell cycle
Cellular component (GO): anaphase-promoting complex
Molecular function (GO): molecular adaptor activity
Source: RefSeq, a predicted model, not a curated record
UAAAUAAAUAUAGCAUAAUCCUACACUUUCCUAUACAAUUAAGAGUUUAAUAUAUGUUUAAUUUUAUAUAAAAUUUAUAUAUAUAUAUACAUAUAUAUAUAUAUAAGUAUACCUAUAUAAUAAAUAAGUAAUCGAAUAUGGCGAUGCCUAUGGUGACGCAUCGUUUAGUAACAUCUUAUUUGCACAAAUAUUUUCAAAUAAUUUUAAGAGACAGUCUAAAAUAAAUAUUGUUAUAUUAUUUUCUUACUUCUUAAUAAUUAGAAUCUGCAAAUCUGGAUGAAACUAAGGAAAAAAUGAUCGCCGCCUCAGAACCGGUGGAAUAUAUUCCUGGUGGAAGACAAAUAAUUUUACGACAUCCUGAAUCAGCGACUAAUCAACAAUUAUCAAACAAUCAAACAGUUGAAGGAGAAAGUAUUUUAUUACAAAAAUUUAGUCAAGUAAACAUUUCAGAAACUUUACCAAAGGAAUUUUGGAUUGUACGUGAAAAUGAUACAUGUGGUGAAGAAGAAUUAUAUUGUUCAGGCAAAAUUGCAAUUCAUUCAAAGGGUAAUCAAACUACUAGAAUAUUGCAGACAACUUAUACUUGUGAAACAGAUAUUAAACAUGCACUAUGGUGCAAAUUUCAUACUAAUAUACCUGAUCAUUUAGCAAAAAGAAAAGAAAUAGAUGAGGAAGAUUAUGAUAAAACAAUAGAAUGCAUUUGUUUAAUUGAUUCAUAUACUCUUAAAGUAUUUACCAAUAUUGGAGAAGAUUAUGUAUCUAGUUUACAAUUUCAGGUAUCUGCUGUAUGGGCAACAAAAUAUGGUAUUUUGUUGGAAAAAACACAAGUCCCUAUAUCAGAAAUAAGAUAUACAUCAUUGGAAGGAAAUAGAUUACAAUUAAAAAAUGAUAUAAAUUUACCAGUAGUAUUUUCUCUUACACAUCCUUUAGAUGAAAUUUGUCCUGUACUUAUUAAACAUGGAAACAUAUCAUAUAUGUAUGAUUCAAAUCAACAAAUUAUAUUUACUAGUUCUGAACCAUCUUUGGCUGUGAUAUAUGAUACAAAGACUGGAUUACAUUCUGUAUAUAAAAUACGUAAAGCUUCAGUAGAAGAAUGUCAAGUAGUUUGUGGAAAUAAUGACACUACUACUAGUAUAUUUAAUCAAUCAGCAAGUGCAUCACCAUUAAACAUUGGAAAUAAUCUUUCCUAUAAAAGUACAAAUAAAGGACAUUUAAGUAUAUUUGGAGUUCCAAAUCCCCAAUUUAAUCUGGGAUUAGGAAUAUCAAAUAGUCCAUUUGGUUCUCGAACAUCUUAUACUACUACUUGCUCUGGAGGUCCUUCACCUUCGCAGCAACAACAACAACAUUCAAGAUCUCAGAGUCCAAUGGCAACUAUUUCACGUUGUCAAUCUCCUACUCAUUCUGCUUUUUCACCUUUACUUAGUGCACCUGCAAGUUCGAUUAUUCAUCAUACAAGGUUGCAACAAAUGACUUCUGUAUUAAAUCAUACACAAAAUAGUCUUCUAGGUAGCUGCAGUAAUAUACAGUUACAGGAUGUUAUAUCACCAAGUAAACCUUUGUACCCUGAAAUAUGUCUUGAUCAUGUAUGGACUGAAAAUGUGGGAAUUCCAAAGGAUAUUACAUCUAGUCGAGCAUCAAAAGUAUUUUUGUCAUCAGAUUUUGUGGGACAAAAUUACUUAUGUUAUUUAGUUCCACAUAAAUCUCAACUUUUUCUAGUAAGACUUGAAAAGACAAAUAAACAACAACAAAUUAUUUUUGGCAUGGUAACGAAUAUUGUAGCAAAGGGUGCUGUUAAUAUACCAAAUUUACAUAUAAUAGCAAUAAUGGAUUUAUCAAAUGGAGUGGUAUUAUAUUCAGGUGUAACUUGUAUCGGAAAAUUACAUGUAACAGGAAUACUUCCAAAUUUAACUGGAUGUAACUAUUUUUUAUCUAAUAUUAAUCAUAAAUUAGGUUCUCCUUUUCCACGACGAAGUUCCUUAAUUUCUCAAAAUUGUACUAUUUCUCAUGAUAUUAAAUUUGAAGAAGAAUUACAUUUAUUAAGUCCUGUAGGUGGUAAUUGUGCAAGACCACCUAUUUUAUUAGAAAAUCCUUUAGUAGAAACUAAUUUUCUCGUUUUAAAAGAAGCAGUCGGAAAUAAAAUUACUUUAGAAUAUGGAAGUAAAAAUUAUUUUCGAAUAACAUUACCGACAUCCAGUACCUCUCCUCUAGUAACCAAAUGUUUACAAACAUUAAGAGGUGUUUUACAAAAAGAUUUAGCAAUGCAAUUAUUAGUAAAAUGGUAUGGGGCACGAAAUGCUCCUGGACCUCAAGAUUUUUCACCAGAACAGGAAUGGUAUCUUUUUCUUGUAGUUUUAUUUACAUUAUUAGGAUAUGAAGUAGAAAAAUUGCAGUUAAUUCAAACAAAUGAAAAAGAUCAACUUGGUGAACGCAAUAGUCCUAUAGUGGUAUCAAAAAAGCAGAAAACAAACAAUUCUGGAUCGAAUGAUGACUGGAAAUAUAUGACAAAUUUUAUAAAAAAUGGAAAUUCACAAAUCUUUAUUUCAAAUAUUCUUGGUCUUCAAAAAACAUCUAAUAUAUUUCAAACAUCAAUAUCAUACAUUACAGAAUCAAAUAAUACAGGCAAAAUAAACGCACAAUCUAUUUUAUUUCCAUAUUUUCCGCUCAUUCUGUUUUCUUUACAUCUUUUAUAUGAAGAAUUAAAGUUAAAUAUUGUAAUGUCAGAAAGUUUACCUUUACUCGCACAAUUACUAUAUCAAUUAAGUUUGGAUUUAAGAUUCGAUAUAUAUUCUCAUCAUUAUUUUCUUGAUUAUCCAUCUAUAUAUUAUUUAAAAAAUGCUGCAUCUCAAAUGAAGGAUAUAGACUUGCAGAAAAUUAUUAUACCAAAUUAUGUACCAUCAAAACCACCAAAUGUGUUUGAAACAUUAAAUAAUUUACUAAAUGGAAUAGAAAUAACACCAUUUCCUUAUUUAAGUCAAGUAAAUCCGAAGACAAAAAAUAUAAUUUAUUUAAUGGCACUUAUAGCAAACGAAAAUCAAGUUAUUAUACAUGAAAUUGAUAAAUUUAUAAAGCAUAUAAUACCAGCUGGAAGUCGUAUAGAUUUUCAAGAAGGUGGAAAUAAAUUUGAAAAAGAAAUAUAUAAAAAUAUUGAAUGUUCUGCAAUAGAUAGAAUAGUUUUAUUGUAUCAUGAAUUAGGUAUGAAUAAAAAGGAUCUUGAAACAUUACCUCCUGGUAUAUCAUUAUUAUUAAAAGAUAUAAUGUAUAGAUGUAGAGAACGGCCGCCAUCAAAUUGGCCAAUGCAAGCUUAUGAAUUAGUAGAUCGACAAGAUUUAUCUGAAUUAGAUAAAUUACUUCUAUCAAAUCAUUUAGAAAAUGAAGGAAAAAACUAUUCAAUCAAAGAUCCUGAACAAGAUGAUGGCAUGGAAUUUGAUGAUGCUAUAUUGAAAUUGAGAUUUAACAAAGAUCAUAGGAUAGCAGAAGUUCGAAAACUCCUAAACUCGUCAAAACCGGUAAGAAUAGCAAUAGUUCAGAGGCCAGAUGUAAGUGAUCAUGAAUUUAUAGAAGAACAGGAGAAACAUUUACAUGCACUAUGCACAAGAACAAUGGCACUUCCAGUAGCUAGAGGCAUGUUUACACUCAGAACUUCAACUCCUAUUAUUACAGAACAAUUACCAAUUCCACGACUUUGUUUAACUGGAAAAGCACCUCCUCGUGGAACAACUGUAGAGCUAGCUCAUAUAGAUGUUCCACCAAAUAUGAAUUUAUGGCCAUUAUUUCAUAAUGGUGUAGCUGCAGGUCUUCGUAUUCAUCCAGAUGCAUCUAAUAUUGAUUCAACAUGGAUAGUAUAUAAUAAGCAACAACAAGGCGAAUUUGGUAUUGAACAUUCAGGAUUCUUAAUGGCUCUUGGUUUAAAUGGUCAUCUAAAAAAUUUAGCGCCUUUUAGUAUGUAUGAAUAUCUAGUUGAAUGUCAUGAGGCUACCAGUGUUGGACUUCUAUUAGGAUUAUCAGCAACUCAUCGUGGUACAAUGAAUGUUUCUAUGACUAAAUUAUUAUCUCUUCAUGUAGAAACUCUAUUACCUCCAACAAGUAUCGAAUUAAACGUUCAACAGAAUGUUCAAGUUGCAGCAUUGAUGGGAGUUGGUUUAGUAUAUCAAGGAACUGCUCAUAGACAUAUUUCAUAUGCUUUAUUAUCAGAAAUUGGUAGACCUCCAGGACCGGAAAUGAAAAACUGUAUAGAUCGAGAAUCUUAUUCUUUAGCAGCAGGUCUUGCAUUAGGUUUAGUAGUAUUAGGAUGUGGAAGUGGAUCAGAUUUAGCUAAUAUACCAGAUACUUUACAUUAUUAUAUGGUUGGAGGAUAUAUUAGACCUUUUACUGGAGCACAAAAAGAUAAAUAUAAAUCACCUAGUUACCAAAUAAGAGAAGGUGAUUCUAUAAAUAUUGAUGUGACAAGUCCUGGAGCAACUAUAGCUCUAGGUCUUAUGUAUUUUAAUACAGGCAAUAGAGCAGUAGCAGAAUGGAUGCAAGCUCCUGAUACUCAAUAUUUAUUAGAUUUUGUACGACCUGAUUUCUUAUUAUUGAGAAUAUUAGCAAAAUCACUUAUUCUCUGGAAUGAAAUUGAACCAACAAAAUCCUGGGUUUCUAGUCAUGUUCCUAAUAUCGUUUAUAAAUAUAGAUUACAAAAACCAACUUCAGAAAUAGGACAAAAUGUUGAUUUAGAAACUAUGAAUCAAGCUUAUUGCAAUAUAAUUGCGGGUGCCUGUAUGGCUUUGGGUUUAAAAUUUGCUGGAUCUGCCAAUAGAAAUGCUUUUAAAACUUUAUAUAAUUAUACCCAAAUGUUUACAACAUUAUCACAUAAAACUAUCGCCGAAUUAGCAGGAAAAUCAACUAUUGAAACCUGUUUAAAUGUUACUUUACUUUCUGCUGCAAUUGUAAUGGCGGGAACUGGAAACUUAGAAAUUAUGAGGAUAUGUCGACACAUACGGACACGAGUGGGACCUGCAAGUAAUGUUGUUACAUAUGGAUCUCAUUUAGCAACACACAUGGCUCUUGGUUUCCUUUUUCUUGGAGGAGGCAAAUAUACUCUUUCUAACAAUCCUAGUGCAAUAGCUGCACUUAUAAUUUCUCUUUUUCCAAAAUUUCCAACACAUAGUAAUGAUAACAGAUAUCAUUUACAAGCAUUGCGACAUUUAUAUGUACUUGCUGCCGAACCACGCGUAAUUUUACCUAAAGAUAUUGAUAGCAAUCAAUAUUGUUAUGCAACAGUACAAUUAACAUUUGAAUCAGAAAAAGAUGCCGAAGGACAAGAUUUAAUACUUCAGGCACCAUGCUUAUUACCACAAUUAUGUAAUAUUAAGAAAAUUGAACUAAAAGAUGACAGAUAUUGGGAAAUUAUUUUUGAAAAAGAUAAUAAUUGGCAACAGCUUGAAAAUAUGCUUAAAAAAUGUGAAAUGUUAGGUGUUAAGCAAAGAGCUGGUUGUCUACCAUAUACAGAAGAUCCACAUGGUUUUAGAAGUUUAAUCGCUCAAACGUUAACAACAGAAAAUGUUAUUGCAUGGGCUGCUCGUCCUGAAUGUGUAACUUCAUUUACAAAUGAUAAAACUAUUUUAAAUAUAGUAAAAUGUUUCUUACAAUUACCUAAAAAAAAUAAAAUUAAAAAUGAGAUUAUCAUAAAGGUACAAUCUUGUGGGAGCUCAGUUAAAAAUAGUUCUGGAUAUUUAUCUCAAAGUUUAAGUGAUACAUCUGAAAGAAUAAUAUGUGAUAGUUGGAAUGAGCAAUGUAAUUCUAAUGGAAAAGUGGAAAUUAUAGAAUUAUCUACUUUAAAAGAUACAAGUUAUUCAUGUAAAUAUGAAGAACAAUAUUCUGAAAUGUCAGAGUUUGAAAAAUACUUUUUACAUACAUUCGCUAUAAUUGUAUAUGAAUGUGUAAUAAAAGAUAAAGUUAAUCUUCUUCCUUUAUGGGUUAAUUUAAUAAAAAGUAUGGAAAUUAUAGAAAAAAAACCAAAUAGUUUUUCUAUAUGGCAAAUAAAACUUGUUUCAUCUCAAAUGUUAAAAAAAUCUUACACAGAAAAUAAAAAUCCAUUACUUGGUACAGAAAGCAUACUUGCAAUGAAGCAAAGAAUUUCAUAUAUUAUGGAUAGUUGGGAGCGCGAAUUAACAUCACAUAUUAAAUCUUAUUUAAAAAAUGGAAAAAUUGAUGGAAAUAUAUCAUUGUUACAAAAAAUGUGCACAUAUUUCGUGUUUUAUGACAUUCCAUAUAAAACGGAUUACCAAACAAUCUUGUCAUCAUUAUUAAAUACAGAGGUAAGGCUUAAAAUAUCUAAUGUAACAUUGUACAAAUUAUAUAGAAUAUUAAAGUCAAAUUAA